AUGAAAUUACAAAACCCAGAUAAGAAAACCCUAAGAGAAGGCUUUAGUCAGGAAUCUAGUGUAGUGGCUUUAGAUUCUGGAGUUUUAGCUAUGAGUGGUUUGAAAUGCGAUGGGAAAUUCCCGGUCAAGGAUGUAUUAAUGGAAGAAGGUGGUGAUAAAGUGAGGAAGAUUCAAGUUUCUGGGGGAAAUAUAUCACUUGUUGUUGAUUUUAGUGGAGCUAGGACUAGUUCUAACAAUUUCUUUGAGUCUAAUGCUAGUUGUGUCAAUGAGAAUCUGGUUAAAGGAAAUGGGUACAGAGAAGAUGAAACUCAGGAGUUUCUUGUUGGUAAUCUUGUGUGGGUGAUGACUAAAUACAAGAAGUGGUGGCCAGGAGAAGUGGUUGAUUUUAAAGCUGAUGCAAAGGAGAGUUUUAUGGUUAGGUCUAUUGGUCAGAGCCAUCUUGUUUCGUGGUUCGCUUCUUCGAAGUUGAAACCUUUCAAGGAGAGCUUUGAGCAGGUGUUGAAUCAAAGAAACGAUAACGGGUUUUUCGAUGCGUUACAGAAAGCUAUGUCCUUGUUGAGCAACUCGUUGAAACUUGAUAUGACUUGUUCUUGCAUUGCUGAUGGGAAUGGAAUUGUGUCAGCCCAAAAUAUAACAACUCGGAAGAACAAGCCUUUGAUACUGCGUGAAUUCUCAGUAGAUCGGUUGGAACCAAAAGAGUUCGUCACUCAGCUGAAGAAUAUUGCGAAAUGUGUUUUGAAUGCUGGGGUACUCGAGUCGACAGUUAUGCAGAGUCAGUUAUCAGCUUUUUAUACUCUCUUUGGGCAUAAGCAGAUACCAAUGGCCCAACUACACGAAAAUGAGGGUAGGAAAAGUUUCACUGCGAAGAUGAGUGACAGUAAGUUCAUUGGUUCUCCAUCCAUUUGUGCAGGUAAUAGCAGGAAGAGGUUUCGGAAAGAAUGGUUUAGGAAAUUUGUAAGUGAGGUUGAUAAUGUAUCUGCGAGAGACGAUCUAGUAAAUGUGCCUCCUUCUGAUUUGAUAUCUAAACUCAAGCUGCUUGCUGUGGGCUACAAUUGUUCGGAAGAGACUGAAAAUAUUGGGCUCUUUGAGUGGUUCUUCUCCAAAUUCAGAAUUUCUGUGUAUCAUGAUGAAAAUGCUUACAAGAUGCAGUUGGCUAACAUGGCUGGUUUCAAGGAUUUGAUGUUAGCAACAAAUGCAAAUCGUGGUACUGUUCAGAAAACCUUAAAGUCAAAGAAAAUAGGGAAGUCAAAGAUGGAGCCUCUCAAUGGUGUUUCAGUUGCUGAUACUGAGCAGAAGACCUUUGAGUUGCAGAUAUCAAAGAAGUCCAACAUCGAAUCUCUUAAUGGUGUUUCAGUUGCUGAUACUGAGCAGAAGACCUUUGAGUUGCAGAUAUUAGAGAAGUCCAACAUCGAAUCUCUUAAUGGUGUUUCAACUCCAAAUAUUGACCACGAGGCCUCCAAGUCAAAUAAUUCAGGGAAGACAAAGAUCAAUCAUAUCAUUGGUCACUCAAAUUUUCCUAGUUCUGUUGCAAAGGUGCAGUUGGCGAAAGAUUUUCAAGACAAACUGUUGGUACAAGCUCCAGACAGGAAAGCUAUGACGGCAGAUACACUCAGCAGACCUGCUGCUAUACUUGUACCGGACCUGAACAGCGGAGGCAAUGCUUUGGGUACUGCAGAGUUUGACCAUAUGCAAAGACCUGAGACUUUAAUUCAGCAUAAUGUCUGCCCACAAGAGGAGAAGACACCAAGAUCUACGAUACUUAACUUUCAGGUGACAGCUCAUCAGGGAGUCUCAGGAACUCAGUUUGUUUCUAGCCAGCCAACUUCAUACAAACACUUCACGAGUGCAGACCUUUUCACUUAUUCAGGGAAGAAAAAGAGAGGAAGGAAGAGGAAGAAUGCAGAAGAGCUUCCAAUAGUUGCACAUGCCAGUGCCACUACUGGGAUACCUGACUUAAAUGGAACAAAUACAGAGCCAACUUUGGUUCUGCCUCAAGUUGAGCCUACUCAGCGCAGAAGACGUCGGAAGAAAGAGGAGUCACCUAAUGGAUUAACCAGAGGAAUCACAAUUCUCUUCUUGAAAUUUUCCUCCCAAGUGUCAAUGCCUUCAAGGGACGACCUAACCUCGACAUUCUCUGCGUUUGGCCCGUUGGAUUCUUCAGAAACACACGUUUCAGAAGAAUUUAGUGGUGCACAGGUCGCCUUUGUGAGUAGUGCAGACGCGAUAGAAGCAGUUAAAAGCUUAGAGAAAGCUAACCCAUUUGGUGAAACCUUAGUGAAUUUCCGGUUACAGCAGAAACUGAUAACCGUUCAAAGGAACAUUGCCCCACGAAUGCCGGUAAUCUCACAUGUUAGUCCAGUUCCGAAACCGAACAAUAUACCAACAAGUAUGGAUGCAAUGAGGCAGAAUCUGUUGAUGAUGACAGCAAUGCUGGAGAAAUCCGGGGAUAGUUUAUCAAGAGAGACAAAGGCAAAACUGAAAAGCGAGAUCACGGGGCUUCUGGAAAAGGUUAGUUCUAUACCGAGCUCUUCUUCUUCCUGA
Messenger RNA from Arabidopsis thaliana (thale cress), 2541 nucleotides. Its product is annotated as Serine/Threonine-kinase ATM. NCBI's taxonomy places the organism in Eukaryota, Viridiplantae, Streptophyta, Magnoliopsida, Brassicales, Brassicaceae. The record is from RefSeq and is marked reviewed. Bases 1 to 2541 code for a protein of 846 amino acids. The transcript has a single exon.